AUGGGUUUUGGGAAGGAGAGGAGAGGAUACUCCAGCGGAGGAAAGGGGAGGGCGAAGCUCAUGAAGGCGAAGCUGGUUCUCACAAAAGCUGGUCGAAGGAAAGUAGAGUUUGUACCAGUCAAGUCAACACCUUCGCCGACCAAGUCCGUCCAUGGGUCUCCAAGUCCAAAACGAAGGAAAACGGGUCACCAAGACGCUAUGCAGGAUGGAGGGGUGUUUGUUCAAUUCCAGGAUAAUGGAGACGCAGAUGCGCCCAAGAAAUCGAUGGACUCGAACGACUAUAUGUUGGAAUGGAUACCCAAAGAAAGGCUGUAUCUUGACGAGAUCAUCAAACGCGAGGCCCCUCCCAGCUCUCUAGUAUGCGAUUCCUGUGGCUCAGAAGAGUCCCCUUCCUGGUGGCGAUGCCGGGACUGCACUGCGUGCUCUCUGUCUUGUUUCCACUGCUUCAGAAGUCUGCACGAUCACCUGCCGUUCCAUAGAGUGGAAACACUGUCGGAACACCAUUUCUCCCCCUCCUGGCUAUGGCAUUGUGGCGUCUACAUCAACCUUUGCAUCCACAAUGUCUGUCGUUCCGACGAUACGCCCAAUUUCAGCACCUCGAGUAGCGACGAAGAGACUGGCCAUAUUGACGACGAACAAGACUGGUUAGACGCCGAUGAUUGCAGCUUUGGCGCUAAGCCUCGAGGUCGCAUUUUACACGGCAUGAAGGUCGUCACCGUGGUCCACGGAAACGGUGUCCAUCAUCUCCCAUUUCUAUACUGCUCUUGCCUGGAUGCCCCAGAACCGGAGGUACAGAUGCUUCGACUGGGCUUUUAUCCUGCAACAUCGAAGGAUAUUCGUACUGUGUUCACCUUCUCAAUGCUGGAUGAAUAUCUUUUGGAGACCAUCGAAUGUUAUACGUCAACACACCACUACUACUCGAAGCUUCGCCGACUUACAAAUGAACCAUACCCUGAUACCGUCGCGGAUCGGACCAGAGAACUUAGGCGUGUAGGACGUCAGUGGAGAAAGCUGAAAGAACUCAAACGACAUGGGUAUGGUCACCGAACUGAGGAACCUGGAAAAGGCGACCUGGCGCUCUUCUGUGCGGCAUGUCCGCAGCCUGGUGUGAACCUCCCUGAAGACUGGAAACAGGACAAAGAUGAUUGGAAGUAUACCCGAAGCUUUGUCGCAGACGGUAACUUCACUUGCAUCCAUCGCAAACAGAAGAACAGCGAUGUGGAAGUGGGAUUGAAGAACGGCGAAGGGUACAUGACGGAAACCAGGCGAUACCGCAAGCAUCUAGCCACGGCAAAGGAAACGAGCGAGGCCCCAACCUGCCAUGAACAUCGAGCCAUCGCGGACAAAUCGAAAGUUCGCAAAGGUCUAGAUGCGACGGGUAUUGGUGCCAUAGCCUGUAUGAGGCAUGGCGCGUUUGCUCCAGGUUCUGUGGUGGAUUUCCAGAAGGGAGAACGCCAAGUGAACAUGGACUACGCACUUUCAGAGGCGCUGAAGCUCUCAAACAUGGAGGAUAUCCGGCGGGUCAUCUUCGCUUAUGACAUUAACUGCCAGUAUAGCAAGAAGUUGUUCGAGCGCCUACACACUGGGGAGUAUCUGGAGCUCGACGAAAGCCUUGUCUUCAUUUUUGGGAUCGGUCUGUUCCAUGUACAUGGACACCAGGAAGCCUGUCUGCCAAGGUAUUCCCUCACAUUCAUUCGGGGUGCUGGUGUCUCUGCAGGGGAGAUUCUGGAGUCUUUGUGGGCGGUUAUCAAUGAGGUUGCGCGAUGCACCUCAACGAUGACACUCGCGCACCGACUCGAGGUGCUAGACGCCAUAAUAGCCGACAGCAAUUGGAAGAAGAUGCUUAAAUUAGUUUCGGUGAUCUGCAAAAAUUGGAAGAACGCCGGACGACAGUACGCUAAGGCCAAAGAAGACUUCGAUUUGCUCAACGAGACCGCCUCACCAGCCCAGAGAGUCCAGUGGCAGGCACAGUUGGACGAGGCCCAGGAGAUGAGGACUACGAACGUUGCCGCCAUGGAUAUCCUAUUAGCAAAGAUCGAUCGUCCGCCCACUCUCGCCAAAGUCCAAACAAGGUUAAUGGAAACAGAGAAACAACUUGGGACCGAUGUUGGUAUCACGUCCUGGAUUGCCUUUGGGCUCAGGAUUCAGGAAGCGCAAAGCCUUCCCAAGGAAAAAACCGACCCUCAACAACUCGAGGUCACGAGAAGGCGCGAGUCGUUGUACACAGACAUUAACGGUCUCUACGAAACAGCCGCAACCCUCUUCCCUGACGCAGAUCUUGUUAACCUAAAGUUUGACGGGCCUCCGAGGGAGCGUGUUGACCUAGACGACGACGAGGAAUCCGACGAGGAGGAGAAUCCAUUUUCCCUAUCCCAGAACGAAAUGGAAGACGUCAAGAUACCGCUCCCUUCCUCUUUCUCCGACCGAGACAUGCCAGCAACUCUUUCUCGCGCAAAGGCCAAGGAACUUGAUCUUCGAAUUGCGCAGGCGGACGACGUACUAGAAACAAUACGCACCGAAAUUGGCCACAAGUCGUUCCUAUAUCGAUCAAACAUUCGUCUGGCUGAAGGAAAGAAGCAAAAGACCAGGGGAUACACGGCCGUUAGUGCAGUCAACCAGCGACUUCGCGACUCGAUUCGGAUCUACAACCAGACUAGAUGGGCCAUGCGACGGCUGGGCGCUAACGACUCUGUUAUCCGACGGUAUCGCGCUCUAACGCCCGAGGACACCAGGGCAGUCACAACAAUAUAUCAGCCAAACAUGCGUGGAGAAAGAAAUCGGCCUCUCUCUUGGAUCUGGAACCUGGAUGUGAGUGGCGACUCUGCUCGGUCGGACUAUCUGGAGGAAUUGUACCGGGUGAAUUGGCUACGUGCGCGAUCCCGGGUUGACCGUUGGAAGGAGGAAUAUGUUCUCCUGUCUUCGGAAAUGGUAUGGGUUCUCAAUUUCUUCGAUUUCAGGCGGAAGAAAUGCUUGGAAUGGAUAGGACUACGGGAGGAUUCACCUGGGCAUGUUGCUUAUGCUCAUCGGCAGGCCGAGAUGUGGAAGUUGUUGUAUGUGCAGGCAGAGAAAGCUUUCCUUAAGGUCCGAAAAUCGUCGACUACAUCGAACGCCUAA
Messenger RNA from Coprinopsis cinerea okayama7#130, 3114 nucleotides. RefSeq lists its product as hypothetical. The coding region runs from base 1 to 3114 and encodes 1037 amino acids. The transcript is spliced from 10 exons. Lineage: Eukaryota; Fungi; Basidiomycota; Agaricomycetes; Agaricales; Psathyrellaceae. The record is from RefSeq and is a predicted model, not a curated record.